UGUGAAGUGGUAGUAGAUGUAGGCAUGCGUCAAAACUCAAAAUCCAUAUGCGCUUGUGUGUGCACUAAAAGGAGUGCUUAAUGUUCGACGUAACGUGUCAGUAUUCGCAAUUGCACUCUGAGAAGACUGUUUAAAAAUGUGAGUUUGUCAAAAGUCAAUCAAAAGGUCUGUUUUCCGAGAUGAAUCAAAUUUGGAGACACAAUGUCUACUCUAGUCUGCGAUAACAGAGAGCUGAGGAAUGAAAACAAAGAAGAAUGAUAAAAUAAGUCAAGUAUGAGCUGCUCCGUGGAACUACGCCAGCCAAGGCAGCAAGGGAUGGCGGAGGAUCCCCAUAAACUCGCUGCAAUGAUGAAUAAAUCUCAGAGGCUUGUUCUAGGAAUUUCUAUUCUGCUGCUAGUUGACAUAAUCUGGGUUUCUAGCAAUGAACUUACAAAAUACAUUUACCAGGAAGACACAUUUGAUAAGCCAUUUUUUAGCACUUAUAUCAAAACAUCAAUGUUCACAUUGUACUUACUGGGUUUGUGUUUCUGGCCACCAUGGCGAGACCAGUGCAACAAACCUGCGACUUAUAUGUUUAUAGAUCCAAAUAUAGAAGAUGAUCAUUUUUACUCGGAAGGCACUACGAGCUUAAGUGAUCCUACAUUUGUACCAAUCAAAACUCCAGAACAAUGUGAUCGAUCGUCUGGUACUGAGAGUGAUGAUUCGUCAGUUAGAUCAGUACGCUUUAGCAAAUUAGCAGAAGUUCGCCACAUGUCAGAAAAUGACGCAACUGAAGCUCUUAUAGCCAGAUUAAGUUAUCAAGCAAGUGUUAGGGCAGGUGAACACGCCAGACGACAAGCUAAUAAAUUUUCUGUUCAAAAAGUUGCUAAGAUAGCUCUUAUGUUCUGUUUCCUUUGGUUCAUUGCAAAUUAUACUCAUCAGAUGUCUUUGGCUGUAACAGAAGCAAGAAUUGUGACUGUCCUGUCAUCUACUUCAUGUUUAUUUACUCUUUUUCUUGCUGCAGUUUACCCUAGCAACAAUGGAGAUAAAUUUACACUAUCUAAAUUAGUUGCUAUAACAAUAAGUAUUUUUGGUCUUGUGCUAGUUGGACUUUCAGAUUUGUCUAUAGAGGCUAGUCGACUACCUACUGGUAUAAUAUUAGCUCUAGUCAGCGCAUUUUUUUAUGCUACUUACAUUGUAUUCUUAAAAAAGAAAGUCGAUCACGAAGAUAAAAUGGACAUACCCAUGUUCUUUGGCUUUGUCGGACUCUUUAACUUGACGCUUUUGUGGCCUUUAUUUUUUAUACUUCAUUAUGGCCAAUGGGAAGAAUUCGAAUGGCCCAAUCCUCAUCAGUGGACGUUUUUAAUAAUAAAUGGACUUAUUGGAACCGUUUUAAGUGAAGUCCUCUGGCUAUGGGGUUGCUUUUUAACUUCGUCUCUCAUAGCAACAUUGGCAAUUAGUUUAACAAUGCCCAUAUCUAUGAUAGUUGAUGUAUUACUGAAGAAAGUUGAAUACCCGUGUAUUUUCUAUCUAGGAACCAUUCCAAUGAUUUUGGCAUUUUUUACAGUAUCUCUUCUUUCACAUUUUGAUAACUGGGAUCCUGUACUAGAUUUGGUGAAAAAGCUAUAUAAGUGGAUUUGCCGCAGAAGCAGAUCCAUCAGGAUACCUGACUUAGAAGUAGAACAAACUGAGUCCCUUAUUGGUAUAAACAGUGGAGAACAUGAAGCGUAACUUGACAAUAAAUGCGGAGUUACGUGAUACUUGAGUUUUUGAUAUGUCAACAAAAGUUAUAUUCUACAAAUGCUGAAUUGUAAAAAGUAAGCACUAAAACACGCUUUGUUCUAUAUAAUGCUAAAUAAUGCAAGCAAAAUAAGUGCCAUAUAAAUCAUUUUUAUUUUAAAAUAGGUAAUUGAAUUAUUCGAAAAAGUAUUAAAUUUUAAAUGAGUCAAAAAUUUAUAGUAGUUGAACAAAUUAUAUCGGAAUCUUCUCAAAGUAAAUCUUACAGUCUGUAAGAAGAUCUAUAUGACAAAUUUUUUUCAAAACAGUGUGAACGUCAUUUCUUGAUUGAAGAAAAUGCAAAAUAAUAUUCAAACAGAUUAACAAAUUAAUGAUUAGAAAAUAGCUUUUAGGUAAAAGUUCAUAAAUGAUAUAAUCCUAUUAUAUCGUUAUAUUGUACAAAUAUAGUAAUAUGUUAAUUUUUUAAACAAAAUGUUUUUUAAAAAUAAAGGUAAACAAUUAUCAUUAAACAAAUUCAUUAAAUAAAAAUUAUAUAUCAAUUAAGAAAUGACUUACAUCACUUGUUCAAGUAUCGUGUACGAAAUUGAUAUGAAAUCAUGUGAUAAUAUAUCGACUGUACAGGCUGUUGAAUUUCCAAUUCCGUUUUACUAGUUUUCUUUUAUUAUACACUUCUAUUUAUUGUUAUCGAUUUAAUAUUCUGAUUCAUACAAAUAACGUUGACAGUAAGAACUUGAAAAAAAUUAAUAAAUAAGUAAGCAGGAAACUUUAAAGAGCUCUGUGAUUUUGAGAAGCGCAGAACAAAGAUCUGUAAGUGUAACGUUUUGUAUUAUCAUUAUUAAACUUCACGAGUAUAAAGUCUAAAAAUCUAUGCAGACACAUUUUUAUAUUAAUAAGAUGUAUUUUAUGCUUUUAUACAAAUACUGUUUUUUGCGUGAACGUAUGAAGAAAUAUUUAGUUAUAUAUAUGCUAUAUUCAGAAUUAUAGUAUGUCAUGUAUGAACUUGUUAUUUUUAUUGUAAAAGUCGAUUCUAGUGCAUUUAAAAUUUUUACUUUGUACAUUAUAGCGAAUAACGACGACAUUGGUUAAGUCAAUGAAAUUAUUGGAAACUUUUUCCACUCCGUUUUCUAUGUUAAGUUUUUAACUAUUAAUAUAGCUGUUUGAUAAUUAAUUCGAGGAUGAUAUAGAUACUUUUAUUAAAACGAGACAUCAUCAGUGAGAUACUUACUAAGAAUUAUAAGCUUUAUAUUUUAAAUAGUUGCAAUAUUUAUGGCACACUGGACCAACUAAAUUUUAUAUGUUUGAACAUGCAAAAUGAAUGAGAAGUAACAGUAGAAAAGGUAUUUUGUUUUUAUUAAACUAGCGUUUUACUAGUCUAGUCAGGAAAAAAUGCUUUGUAUUCAAACAGUUUACAACAUUGGUCUAUCAAAAAAAAAAAAAAAUGCCAGUAGAAUCGAAAGCACAACUAAUUUAUCAUAUGAUCGAGACUAAUGAAUCACUGUGAAGAACAAAUUUUGUAUCGCUGUCUCAAUAAUCAAAUUAAUUGAUAGAACGCACAUCAGUAUGGAGAUUUAAAUCGCAGUUCGAAAAUUUGAUUAUGAUACUUUCUUUUAACUAGAAUGAUACUGAAUGUGCGAAAGGUUUUAUAAUUCCAAAAGUUAGCUUGACAAUGUGAUAAAAAACGUCUGGUGUAUGACAAAUUGUUACAAUUACUCUAGGUGAUGAGCGACUUUGUCAUAAACCCUAGCUAACUGUUCCUAUGUGUAUUAACUACUAUGCAUUGUAUAUUUGAAGUGUAAAUAUUGAAUAUACUGUAAAACUAUUAUAGAAAUUGCAUACCUACUGUAAGAAACAUUGGAAAUAUUAUUAAAAUAAUUAAUGAAAGAACA
Molecule: messenger RNA, 3602 nt
Organism: Nasonia vitripennis (jewel wasp)
Lineage: Eukaryota; Metazoa; Arthropoda; Insecta; Hymenoptera; Pteromalidae
Product: solute carrier family 35 member F5
Exons: 8
Coding region: 274-1710 (478 amino acids)
Biological process (GO): regulation of peptide transport
Cellular component (GO): membrane
Source: RefSeq, a predicted model, not a curated record